GAGGCUGAAGGAGGCGAGGAUGGAGGAGACGUGCCUAGAAGAGUCAAGGUCCCUGCCUGCCCCAGGAAGGUGUCAGCUGCUAUUUUUACUACUCAGUGCCAGGCCUGUUCUUGAAGGGCUCAAGAGGGGAGAAGAAAGGUGGUAGAUGGCCUUGAGAUGGGGAAGAGGACUGCCCUUAAGCCAGGCUGGUGUGGGGAUCCCCAGGGCUGGAGUCAUAGGUUCCCCAGCCCCCAACUCUACCCAAGGGUGCCAGGCCUGAGGUACACCAGGACAGCAGAGAAGACACUGGUAGACACUGCUGCCGGCUGCUGAGGUCCUGUGACAGUCACCCACACCUCCAGACUGAGCAUGAAAGGAAAGGAACAUCUGUCACCUGGGAAUGCCCUUGCCUUGGCAGAGGAUAGGCCUUGAUAGUUUCUCAGUGGGUGCAGUGAUGCUCAUCUCCACUGCCUCAGUGCCUUUGGGGGCUGGUGGCCGGAGCCCCCAGGGGACCUUUGGCCCCCCUCCACCCCUGCUGCCUAAACCAGGGAAAGACAACCUGCGUCUGCAGAAGCUUCUGAGGAAGGCGGCUCGGAAGAAGAUGGCAGGGGCUGCCCCUGCCCUACCUGGAGCCUUCCGUGCCUCCCUGUCCCCUGUGAGCGAAGCCAGCCAUGACCUGGAGACCACGGCUCCACGUCCUGCUGAUGCCCCACAUCCUGCUGAUGCCCCACGUUCUGCUGAGGCCCCACGUCCUGCUGUAGCCCCACAUUCUGCUGAGGCCCCACACACUGUGGUGCCCCUGCCCCGCUCCCCACACACCCCAGUCAUCCACCAUGUGGCCUCGCCCCUGCAGAGAUCCACAUUCUCCUUCAGCCUCGCUCAGCGCCAGGCUCUGGCUGCACACUUCCAGGCUCCUUCAAGUCUUGAAACCCCAGCUCCAGAGCCCAUCCGGCCCACCAGUGGCUUUGCCUCUGUCUUGGCCCCCACGAUGGGGGCUACCCAUGUCGCUCAAGUGCACAUCCAGCUGGCACCAUCCCCGAGUGCAGGAACUCCUGAGUCACCAAGGACAGCCCUGAAUGGGGGACCCAGCAUCCAGAGUGGAGAACCAGCCCCAGGUCCACCCAGUACCCAGCCUCUGAUCCCAGUAGCCCACAUCCGCCCAUUGCCUACUGGGGCCCAGGCUGUGAGUCCUAAGUCUGAGGAGCCCUCUAUAGUGAGGCCACCAUCCAGCUUCCAGGCCUCUGUGUCCAGAGAGACUGGGACCAGGGUGGUGGUGCCCAUUGCCCCCACCUACCGCUCACCUGGACCCUCACCAUACAGCCUGGCCCCUGCAGCACCUGAGGCUGGGCACUUGGGGCAGUUGCCUAUAACCAGCCCUGCACCAGAAGUUGUGCGGGUCCCAUUGUCCCUAGCAUCAGGGCCCCACCCAAGCCCUGCCCCUAAAGUUGCACCCAAGCCCCGGCUCAGUGGCUGGACACGCCUCAAAAAGCAGCUAAUGGAAGAGGCAGAGGAACCCCAGUUCCCAGGGCAAGAGACCAGCCUGGAGCCUGCUCAGCUGGGGGCACCCACUGCAACUAGCUCCCGGCCCCCUGCCUCCCGGGCCUCCAGAAUGUGGGAUGCUGUGUUGUACCGCAUGUCAGUGGCCAAGUCUCGCAACCACUCAACAGGGCCCACAGCGGGCGAGCAAUCCCUGGCUGGCCUCACCCGCCUACCCUUCUUAUACCGGCCCCGCUUCAAUGCCCGAAAGCUGCAGGAGGUUGCGCGGGCCCCUCCCACUGUCCAACCCCUUGUAGCACUAAGCCCCCAGCCCAAGAACUUCAAUCGGACAGCAACUGGCUGGAAGCUGUGGUGAAGUGUCCAAGACCACAGGGUGGACAGAAGAUGGCUGAGCCCCAGUGUGGAGGCUACAGCCAUUGCAGGAGGAAGCACACAGUAGGGUAUGGGGUGGGGGGAGGCAGGUCGGGGAGAAGUAUGGGGACAGCCUAGAAAAGGUGCAUCCUGGUGCCCAGAAGAGACUGAUGGAAGACGACAGGUCAGGAAGGAUAAGCUAGAAAGGUGGAGAAAGCAGGGAGAAUGAGGAAGGGAGGCCAGGUCUCACUGGUGUCAGGGAAUGAGUCUGAUCAAGAUAAUGUGGGAGCUGGAGGGGUGAGACUUUUGGUGAGAGGGAAAAUACACAAGUGUGUGAUGAGGGGGGAAGUUAGAUUCACUGACUGCCAGGCAGACCUGGCAGCACGCUCCCCAAUUGCCAAAGUCUGGGGGACAUAUUUCCUUCUGUUGAUGUCAGAACUGUCACCAGCACCAAUAGCUGGUUGGCAUUUGGGUGCUCGUGAAAGACUCGAGGGACUACAGGAGCCAGACCCUAUCAGACAGACCCCAUGCCAUGAUGCAAGCGGGCGUAGAUGAGGGCUGCUCAAAGGUGGGAAGGAAGCUGACUGGACAGUGGAGGAGGCCUGGUCAUGGUCCUGUUCACUGCACCCUUCUGCUUCCCUAUUUGGGCUGGAAGUUUCUUAGGGGCUUGUUGAUUGGAGAGGGGCCAGGGACACCCUGCUAGUCACAUUGGGCUUUGGUGGCAGAGUGAGAAAGGCAUUCUCAGUGUCAGGGCUGAGACAUCAACCUGGUCAAAAUGUGUAGAAGGAAAGCUGGGGCCUUUGCAGGGGCACUAGAGGGAUCUCAAGCUGCAAAAAGCAACUUUGAUGGGCUUCCAGCCAAGAAGAGAGGGACUCAGAGGUGGCCAGGAGAGACCUCCAGCCACAGCUACCACGCAGGACUUGGCAGGGGAAGAAGGCAAUGGGAGUGGGCUGGUUGUGCCACCAGCUGCAAUGGGCUUUGUGAGUCGAGCCUGGGACCUGGGUGACCAAUAAACACUUUUCUAACCAUGCAA
Messenger RNA from Cavia porcellus (domestic guinea pig), 2860 nucleotides. It is a transcript of the gene Prr33, whose product is annotated as proline rich 33. The record is from RefSeq and is a predicted model, not a curated record. NCBI's taxonomy places the organism in Eukaryota, Metazoa, Chordata, Mammalia, Rodentia, Caviidae. Bases 380 to 1831 code for a protein of 483 amino acids. The transcript is spliced from 4 exons.